AUGGCCGGCAUAAUGUCGUACGGCAAUCGGAAGCGGAAACCGGACUGCUGUAGCCGGCCAAAACCGUCACGCUGCAGCGGUGGCAACGGCGGAAACGGUGGCAAACGCAAGCACCAUUCGAAAAAGGACCGGCAUCGGGCAAGAAGAAAACGAAGAGGCAGUGAACAUCGCCGAAGAUUGCCGAAGCGUGCCGAAGCGAGGAUGCGAAUUCAAACCAACGGCCGAAGUGUGGAUGCGCUUUCGAGUUCGAAAAACAAACGGCCAAACAACGGCUUUCGAACUACCAUCUUCGAACUCGUUGACAAGACGUUUGACACGAAACUAUGGGAUCACGUUGGUGAGUCGGCGGCCACACUGGUAACAGCAAAUAAACAAGACGUCGUGAAUGGUGCAGCUGGCGGUGGUGGUAGUGUCGUUGGUGCAAGUAUUAUGUGCGAAAAUAACUCCGGCCCGGGCCCUGGCACGGGUGGACGGAAGCGGGGCCACCAGCAUCAUCCGCGCUUCGCGGGCACACGGCAAUCUACCGUUCCGGCGGAAGACGUGAUAGCUGCCCUGCGCGGUGCCUUCGACUGUGGCACCAACUCACUGUCCUCGUCGUCACUCUCAUCUUGCGCAUCGUCCCUGAACGUGUCGAUUACGGGUAGUGUUGGUGGUGGUGGUGGUGGGACAGGCAGUGACAGAAUAGUGACGGGUAGUGAAGAUGGGACCAACAACAACAACAACAACGGUAACCCACUGGCCACGGAGAGGACGACGAUUGCCAAGCAGUUGGAUGAUAACGAUGCAGAACUGUUGGAUGAUUAUGAAAUAGCAGCAGAAGCAGCAGCAUCAGCUGCAUCGGCCGACAUUGUAAAUAGUAAUAUCGCGAACAACAUCACAGCGCUCGGUGUACGGUGGAGUGGCGAGCCAAGCAAGGAAAACACCCCGGAACCGGAGCAGGACCGUCUAAACAACAAUCGCAGCCACACCAGCAGCAGCAAUCGUAGCAGCGUUAGUCCAAAAAAUGUGAUACCACUCGACGAGGUGGCCGAUACCGAUGGGACGACGAGGCCCCUUCCAGUGGAACCAGUCUCCCGGACGGUGGAACCAGACGACGAGGAGAGCAUAGAGCUGAAGCUGGAUCAGAUCACAAGCGGGAAGGAGCUGGUGCAGCAGAUCAACAAGAAGCUGAAGCGAAGCAAACGCAGUCCACAGGCGGACGAUGGCACUACACCGGCCAGCGGGAAAAAGAAAUCAUCUUCCAGCAGCAAGAAAUCUUCUUCCAAGACGUCCAACAGCAGCACUGGAGGAACGGAUGGAACGAAGCGGAAAAAAUCAAAGUCAGCAGCAGCGGCGGCAGCAGCAGCAGCAGCGUUGGAACAGCGGGCAUCGGGGGAUGGCGCAUCGUGCGAUCUGGACGCUGUAAUCGGAGGGCUUUUAGGGACAGGCGAGUACGGUGGCGGGCUUGCGGCGGGUGAUGGCUACAAGGAGCCAACGAACGACGAGAACGAUCCGGACGUGGCGGAAUGGGCGAAGCUGCGGUGUACGAGCGAACGGACCGAGGUUAUAGCGGAGCGGGAACAUCGAAGACAGAAGCGUUGCGCCGACUAUCCGGGGUUGGCAUUUGGGCGGUCCAUCUUUAGCUCCGACACGAUGAUGAAGUUCAACAUUAUCCGGAACGAGCUGCACAACAUCAUGAAAACGCAGCUAAAGCGGGCCGAAUCGGAAGUUGCCGCUCUGAACCGUCGUAUUCAGCUGCUGGAGGAGGAUCUCGAACGUUCGGAAGAACGUUUGGCAUCCGCCACCGCUAAGCUGUCAGAGGCUUCGGCCGCUGCCGACGAGAGCGAACGCGCCCGCAAGGUUCUUGAGAACCGCGCCCUGGCCGAUGAGGAGCGCAUGGACGCCCUCGAGAACCAGCUGAAGGAGGCCCGCUUCAUGGCUGAGGAGGCCGAUAAGAAAUACGAUGAGGUCGCCCGUAAAUUGGCCAUGGUUGAGGCCGAUCUUGAGCGUGCUGAAGAGCGCGCCGAAGCCGGUGAAGCCAAGAUCGUGGAGCUUGAGGAAGAGCUGCGCGUGGUCGGUAACAACCUGAAGUCGCUGGAAGUCUCGGAAGAAAAGGCUAACCAACGCGAGGAAGAGUACAAGAACCAGAUCAAGACCCUCACCACCCGUCUAAAGGAGGCUGAGGCCCGUGCUGAAUUCGCUGAACGUUCCGUUCAGAAGUUGCAGAAGGAAGUCGACAGACUCGAAGAUGAGCUGAUCGUCGAGAAGCUGCGGUACGCCGAAAUCGGAGACGAUCUUGACUUUGCCUUCGUCGAUCUCAUCCCCGGUAUCGAUCCGAUCUGGACGGAGCGUCGCCCGAAACCGAAGACUCCGCCGCCACCGCCGAAGUUGCCGACGCCACCACCACCACCGCCAGCACCGAAGGAGGAGGCAGCUGCGGCGGCCGGUGUCGAGGGUGAAGCGGCCGCGGGAGAAGGUGCACCGGCCGGCCCAACCAAGGCCCGCACACCGAGCCCGUUCGAGCUGCGCAAGCACUUCCCGCCAGAGGCGGCUGAGGUGCCGUACGUGCGCUCGUCGACCGGUACCACGCCCAAGUCGUCCCCAGCGAAGGAAGUGGCAGCACCGGCACCGGUGGAAGCACCGACAGAAGCAGCAGCAGCACCACCAGCGGCCGAAGGUGAUGCGGCUGCCGCCGCACCGGCUGCUGAUGCAGCACCGGCCCCAGAAGCGGCUGCUCCGGCGGAAGGUGAAGCCGCUCCUGCAGCGGAAGCAGCACCGGAAGCUCCACCAGCGGACGCACCAGCACCCGAAGCGGAAGCACCAGCAUCGUAAAGCCCUUCCCCC
Anopheles maculipalpis is the source of this 2823-nucleotide messenger RNA. It is a transcript of the gene Tm1, whose product is annotated as tropomyosin-2. The record is from RefSeq and is a predicted model, not a curated record. Lineage: Eukaryota; Metazoa; Arthropoda; Insecta; Diptera; Culicidae. The transcript has 8 exons. Gene Ontology annotation, cellular component: actin filament. Gene Ontology annotation, molecular function: actin filament binding. The coding region runs from base 1 to 2811 and encodes 936 amino acids. Gene Ontology annotation, biological process: actin filament organization; muscle contraction.